This is a messenger RNA of Gavia stellata (red-throated loon), 949 nucleotides long. Its product is annotated as NADH-cytochrome b5 reductase 2. Gene Ontology annotation, molecular function: oxidoreductase activity; FAD binding. The coding region runs from base 1 to 915 and encodes 304 amino acids. Lineage: Eukaryota; Metazoa; Chordata; Aves; Gaviiformes; Gaviidae. Gene Ontology annotation, cellular component: mitochondrion. The transcript is spliced from 9 exons. The record is from RefSeq and is a predicted model, not a curated record.
AUGGAGGCGCUUGUGAACGCUCCUGUGGCGAUCGCCGUGGCCGUGGUAGCCGCAUCGGCCCUGCUGCUGCUGCUGCUCAGAGGGACAGGGCGGAGGACGAGCGGCCCCGUCACCUUGCAGGACCCACUCGCUAAAUACCCGCUGCGGCUGGUGGACAAAGAGGAAAUCAGUCACGAUACUAAGAAAUUCCGAUUUGGGCUACCUUCACCAGGUCAUAUACUAGGAUUACCUGUAGGCCAACAUGUUUACCUUUCUGCAAAAAUUGGUGGUAAUCUGGUGAUUCGAGCCUAUACCCCAGUUUCCAGUGACGAGACAAAAGGUUAUGUUGAUUUAAUUAUAAAGGUCUAUCACAAAAAUGUGAAUCCCAAGUUUCCAGAAGGUGGGAAGAUGUCCCAGUACCUAGAUGACAUGAAGAUUGGAGAUAUUAUCGACUUCAGAGGGCCAAAUGGGCUCCUUGUCUAUAAGGGGGCAGGUACCUUUCUUAUCAAGCCUCAUAAGAAGGCUGAAGCAGAGAAAAAGUUUGCAAAGCAUCUUGGGAUGAUAGCUGGAGGAACAGGAAUAACUCCUAUGUUGCAGCUGAUCCGUCAUAUCACAAAUGAUCCUAAGGACUCUACAAAAUGUUACCUUCUUUUUGCUAAUCAGACAGAAAAAGAUAUAUUACUGAGAGCUGAGCUAGAAGACAUUGCGAAGAGGCAUCCUGAUCAGUUCACGCUUUGGUAUACACUGGACAGACCUCCACAAGAUUGGAAGUACAGUUCUGGCUUCGUCACUGCAGACAUGAUUAAAACCCACCUCCCUUCCCCCGGCAGUGAGACACUAAUUCUCAUGUGUGGGCCACCACCUAUGAUUCAGUUUGCGUGUCAGCCCAACCUGGACAAACUCGGCUAUCCCAAGAGCAGUACAUUUUCUUAUUAACACUGAAGUCAUCUGAUACCUUUUUGUAAGUAAG